AUGCUCCUUAGUGCACAAGUUCUGUUCAAACUCAUCAUGGGUCUUGCAAAAGUGUCGAUAUUGGCUCUGUAUUUAAGAGUCUUCGCCGCUAGCAAGUACUUCCGAUGGGCUUGCAUCAGCCUUAUUAUCGUCACCAGCGUGACAUCCGUCGCAUUCAUCUUUCCAACUCUCUUCCAGUGUCUCCCGCUACAGGCAUUCUGGGAUCGCAGUAUCCCGCAUCAAUGCAUGAAUGACCUAGGCGUGUGGUUAUCGCAUGCUCUGAUUAACCUUGUAAUCGACAUUCUUAUUUUGGCCUUGCCUGUAUACCAUGUCUCCCGACUCAGGCUGCAGCUCCGCGACAAACUGGCAUUGAUCUUUGUCUUCGUCCUCGGUGGAUUUGUCUGUUUGAUAAGUAUAAUCCGCUCUACGACAUUCCCACAAUCUGCGCAACCAAUCGAUGAUACAUGUAUUCAACCCCUAAAAAAAUCCUCCAUGCCAUAUAAGGCGCUGUUUGCCAUGACUGUGAAAUAUACUGAUUCAAGCAGUGGACCAUUUUCUUUUCAACGCAAUGUGGGCGACCGUUGA
Molecule: messenger RNA, 564 nt
Organism: Trichophyton rubrum CBS 118892
Lineage: Eukaryota; Fungi; Ascomycota; Eurotiomycetes; Onygenales; Arthrodermataceae
Exons: 2
Coding region: 1-564 (187 amino acids)
Source: RefSeq, a predicted model, not a curated record